AACAUUAAACAAUUCCAAUCAUAAUGAUGAUGAUAAUUAAAGCAUCGAAAUGAAAAGGGAAAAGGAAAUCAAGUAUUGAUAGUUGAUGAUUAAGAGAAAAAAAAGAAAUCAAAUUAUCAAGAGAUUCAAUUAUCUUGUUGUUGUUAUUUACAUGAGGAUAAGAAGAAGAAGAAGAGAAGAAGAAAGAGAAUUGAGAUUCUGAGCUCUUUGGAAGAUAAGUAAAAGGGAGUUCAAGGUCAUCUUCAUGAUGGAAAGAAAAGAAAGAGAAAAUGUUUAGAAAGAGAGAAAAGAGUAAACAAAAAUAACAAAUGUAACCAAAGAAGAAGAUGAAAUAGACAGGGGAUGGAAGAUAAUCGAGUGAGAGAAAACCAAAAAGUCGAAAGAGAAUCAUCUAGUUACGUAAUUAUGAUUAUCUUUGAUGAGAAAGAUGAUGAUGGAGAGAGAGAAGAAGAAGAAGAAGAUGAUAAGAAGAGAGGGUGGUAAAAGGGAGGAGGCAUCUCUUCAUCUCUUCAUCUUCUCCAUCAUUCUCAUCACUCAUGGAGACAAAAACCGCAUCACACAUAUUCAGAGUUUUCUUCUCGUUCUUCUCACUUUUUUUGUUAUCAUCUCUUGUCUUUUUCCUCUUUCUUUCCCUUUCCAUCGUCAUCAUAAUCAUUAUUAUCAUAGGCUCACUCAUUUACUCUCUCUCACUCACUCACUCACUCUAACUCACUCAUUGAUCUGUACAUUGCCCACACUUUGCUUUAAUAUACAAGUAUUAACAAGUAAACAAAAAACAUCAAUCAGGCAACACGGUAACCAAGUUUCACUCCCACUUUUUUUUUAUCAUCAUCUCAUCAUCUCACCAUCUCAUCAUCUUACUCACUCAUUCUCACUCUUUCUCACUCACUCUCACUCUCUCAAACAUUACCAUCAUAAUCACAUAGACAAAAACAACAACAACAACAACAACAAAAACAAACUCAUAUGUUGAAUAUUUUUUUCCCUUUUCAAUGUGAAUCAAUUAGUUUCAUCACUUAUCAACAAUUAUAUCAUUUAAAUCAUUGACUUAUAUAAAAAUCAUCUUCAACAAUCAUCUUAAUUGUUUUAAUUUUUGUUAAAUUGUUCCAUUGAUAAAAGUUUUUCGUUAUUAAAUCUAUUGACAAUCUAGUCAAAUUAAGUUCUAAUUGUAUAAUUAAAACACUCAUCAUAUCUCAAUCAUUUGUCGGACUAAUCAAAAAGUAAAAAAAAAAAUCAUAAUCAUCAAUUGGAUUAACUUACAAUCAAUCAACAAGGAGGAUUUUCAAAGAUCAUCAGAAAAUCUUAACCUGUAAUAGAAACUUACACCUCCGUUAAUGAUUAAAGUUAAUUAUCACUAAUUUAAUCCACAAACAUUAUCAAAGAAAAACUUAAUCAUCUAAAUCCAUCAAAAAAAAGUGAAAGUCAAUCCAGUGCCGUCUUGAAGAUUGAAAACUAACUGUAAACAAAGGAUAUUGAUUAUAAUUGAAUAAACUCAAUUCUGCCUGAGGAACCAUUUUGAUUCACCAAUUGAGGUUUUCAAUUGUGAUUCAAUCUUUGCAAACCUUAUGCAAACUUAAUCAUCUAAGUAAACAAUUGCUUUGGGAUUGGUUCAAUCAAACAAUCAACGGGUUUUGUUGUUGUCUCUAAAUAUGAUAACCGAAGAAAUCAAUCGUAAUCGGGAAUUUUAUCAAAAGACGAAUGUUCAACCAACAUUUACAAUUUCAUCUUUAAUCGGUGAUAAUAUGGAUUAUAGUAAACAGACACAAUUAGAAGGACUUAAUUUAGAUCUUAAACAAUCAACUGGUAUCGGACCGACCACAUUAUCAAAUAAUUUAAAUCUUAAUCUAAAUAAUAAUAACAACAACAACAGUUUAUCGACUACAAGUUCAUCCGAUAAAAAAUCUCACCAUGAACCAAGAAGACGACGAUUAAGUGAUAAAGUUAAACCUCGAGAUUUAUCAAUAACCGGAUUAACCAAUUGUAUCAAUGGUGAAUCUUUGUUAAAUACUAAUAGUAAUUCAUCAUCAUUACCUGACUCACCGGCUCGUAGACGAAUAGCUGAACGAAACAAUUUAGAUAUUACCGAAGAAAUUAAUCGUAAUCGAGAAUUUUAUAAAAAUGCCGAUGUUCGACCUCCAUUCACAUAUGCAUCUCUAAUUAGACAAGCGAUAAUCGAAGCACCAGAAAAACAAUUGACACUCAAUGAGAUUUACAAUUGGUUUACGAAUACAUUUUGUUUCUUUCGUAGGAAUCAUGCUACAUGGAAGAAUGCUGUUCGUCACAAUCUAAGUCUCCAUAAGUGUUUCAUGAGAGUGGAAAAUGUUAAAGGUGCUGUUUGGACUGUUGAUGAACUCGAGUUUUAUAAACGUCGUCCUCAGCGAUUACAAGAGAGACUUUCAACUACAUCAUCAUCUUCAUCUUCUUCAGGGCCAAACGGUAGUCAUUUAAGUUUGGAAAACAUUCGCCAAGUCGUUGGCUCUCUACCUGAUAAUAGUACAAUUUCGCCCUUCCUACAAAGCAUUGUAAAUGGACCACUUUCCAGACCAACUUCCGCUUCUCCACAUUCGCCCAGUGAUCAUAACCAUAGUCUUAGCCAUCAUAAUCUUAGUCAAAAUCAUCUCCAUGGUUUCCAUGGAUUAACAAAAGCAACAUUAUCACAUGAAGAUGAUGAUUUCAUGGAUGAUGCAGACGAUGAUUAUAAUGAACAAGAUGAUGAAGAUGAUGUAGCCAUUGGGACUGACGAUAUUGAGGAUGAUGAAGUUCUUGAUUAUGAUCGUGAUAUUGACGAUUAUGAUGGCGACCCUUCAACUGAAGUACAAGACCUACGAGUGACCAUCAAUAGAAGCUCAUUAAUAACCAACAAUAACAGUGAUAAUAGUAAUAUCUCCCAACAAUCAUCUAAUCAUCACCAUCGUCUCUCAUCAACAUCCCAGCACCAAUCUAAUCAUCAUCAAUCAUCAAAUCACAAUUUAAUGUUAAAUGGUACCAAUAUUUUCACCUCAACAAGAAUGAAUUCUGAAACUAACAGAACGGGAACAAAAGUCAUAAACUCACAAGAAACCACCAGAAAUCAAUAUGCUCGUUUUCACGACGAAUCAGAUCGUGAUGAUUAUGAUGAUGACUUAGAUGAUGAAGACAAUCAUAGUAUUAAUAAAAGUGACUACAGUAAAAAACUGCUAUUGGAUAGAUUAAGUUCAGGCCUGAAACAGUCAAGUAUUGGAACGACGACUGGUUUGAAUAGAAGUUUGAAAUCCAAAUCAGCUACAAGAAUAUCAGAUAAAAAAUCACAUUCCGAGAUCAGAAAACGUCGAUUAAGUGACAAAAAUAAACCUCGAGAUUUACCAAUAACCAAUUUCAGUGAAUCCUUACUAAAUAUCAACAAUAAUUCACCAUUAAUUGACUCACCAGUAUUCAGAUUAUCUGAACACAGUAAUUUAGAUAUUACCGAAGAAAUCAAUCGUAAUCGAGAAUUUUAUAAAAAUGCCGAUGUUCGACCUCCAUUUACAUAUGCAUCUCUAAUUAGACAAGCGAUAAUCGAAGCACCAGAAAAACAAUUGACACUAAAUGAGAUUUACAAUUGGUUUACGAAUACAUUUUGUUUCUUUCGUAGGAAUCAUCCAACAUGGAAGAGUGCUGUUGGUCAUCAUCGAAGUAUAAAUGAUAAAGUUAGCGAACACGAUGCCGAUCCUUCUGGAGAAGUACAAGAUUUACGAGUGACAAUUAACAGAAAUUCAUUAUUUAACAACAGUGAUACUGAUGUUAAUCCACACCAACCAUCUAAUCAUAAUAGUUUAAUAUCAACAUCACAUAGUCAAUCAAACAAUAACAAUUUUCAUCAAUUUUCAUAUCAUUAUUUAACUUCAAACGGUGGCAACACUUUCUCAUCUAUUGGAAUAAAUAACCAAAUGGACACAAUUAGUGGUCAAAAUUUAGAAAUUGACAAUAAUCGCAACAUUGAUACGAAAAACAAGGAAAAUGAUUUAGAUCAGGACGAAGAUGAUUUGGACGAAGAAAAUGACCAGAUUAUAAGAGACGUUAAUUACAGUAGAAAAGCACAAUUAGAAGGACUUAAUUUAGAUCUUAAACAAUCAACUGGUAUCGGACCGACCACAUUAUCAAAUAAUCUAAAUCUUAAUCUAAAUAAUAAUAACAACAACAACAGUUUAUCGACUACAAGUUCAUCCGAUAAAAAAUCUCACCAUGAACCAAGAAGACGACGAUUAAGUGAUAAAGUUAAACCUCGAGAUUUAUCAAUAACCGGAUUAACCAAUUGUAUCAAUGGUGAAUCUUUGUUAAAUACUAAUAGUAAUUCAUCAUCAUUACCUGACUCACCGGCUCGUAGACGAAUAGCUGAACGAAACAAUUUAGAUAUUACCGAAGAAAUUAAUCGUAAUCGAGAAUUUUAUAAAAAUGCCGAUGUUCGACCUCCAUUCACAUAUGCAUCUCUAAUUAGACAAGCGAUAAUCGAAGCACCAGAAAAACAAUUGACACUCAAUGAGAUUUACAAUUGGUUUACGAAUACAUUUUGUUUCUUUCGUAGGAAUCAUGCUACAUGGAAGAAUGCUGUUCGUCACAAUCUAAGUCUCCAUAAGUGUUUCAUGAGAGUGGAAAAUGUUAAAGGUGCUGUUUGGACUGUUGAUGAACUCGAGUUUUAUAAACGUCGUCCUCAGCGAUUACAAGAGAGACUUUCAACUACAUCAUCAUCUUCAUCUUCUUCAGGGCCAAACGGUAGUCAUUUAAGUUUGGAAAACAUUCGCCAAGUCGUUGGUCUUUCUUCCAAAGGUUCGAACUCAAUCGUUGGUGGAGAUACAAACCAUUCUUUUGGUGCCAGUUUACAUACUUCGUUAUCUGAUAAUAGUACAAUUCCGCCCUUUCUACAGAACAUUGUAAAUGGGUCUCUUUCCAGGCCAACUUCCGCUUCUCCACAUUCACCUGGUGAUAACUAUUAUAAUCCAAACCAUAAUCUCAAUCUUAAUUUAAACAAUCACCACAAUCUUAAUCAAAAUCAAAAUCAUCUUCAUAAUUUCCAUGGAUUAACAACUACAGCGCCAUCAUCACAUGAAGGAGAUGAUGAUGAUGAUUUUAUGGACGAUGGAGCUGAUGAGUAUAAUGAUCAAGACGACGAUGAUGAUGAAGUUCGUGAUUAUGAUCGUGAUAUUGACGAUUAUGAUGGUGAUCCUUCAGCCGAAGUACAAGACCUACGAGUGACCAUCAAUAGAAGCUCAUUAAUGACCAACAGUGAUAACAAUAUAUCCCAACAAUCAUCUAAUCACCAUCAUCAUCAUCUUUCACCAGCAUCUCAACACCAAUCUAAUCAUCAUCAAUCAUCAAAUCACAAUUUAAACUCACAUAUCAAGAUGACCAAUCAGAUGGACACAACGGAUGAACAAGAGUCGAAUAUGAAUAAAGACUGUCAAGAUAUUCUAGAUCACAAUGAGAACGAUUCCGAUGAAGAAGAUGAUACGAUUGAUAUUCGACAUUCUAAAUUAGAAGGACUUAAUUUAGGACUAAAAUCCGCGAUUAAUGAACCAACAGCCCAUUGAAACGGUCAAAUCGAUUCUCUCUUAUUGUCAUCAGAAAAGUUAACCCAAUCAGACUUAAAUUGUUCAUUUAAUUGUUGAUCGAUUAUUCUGGUUUUAUUCAUUGUCUCAUCUAAAUUUGUUCAUUGAUAAGAAAACUUUUCUCCUUAAUUACAAUCGGAACCAAACAAUCAAUUUUUAUUCUUGGGUCUACAUAAUACUAUCACAAUCUCGUGUUUUAUUAACAAUUGGGAACAACAAUCAACAGUUAAAUUGUAUCACUUUACAUAAUCAUUAUCAUCUUCAUCAUCACUACGAAUCGCCAAUCAACAACAACAAGGAAACAAUUAAAAUAAUAGUCAGAGUCUUGGUUAAUUGGGCUCUCUAAAUUAAUUAACAUCACACACACAAUUAAAAGGGAAACAAAAGCAAAUCCCCAAUGAUAAUCAUUGGAUUAAUUAAAUAAACUAAUUUAUAACAAUUAAAUUAACCAAUUGCCUUUAACUGCACAAUUACAACAACAAUUAAAACAAAGUUAAUUCCCUUUUGCUUUUUUU
Panonychus citri (citrus red mite) is the source of this 6076-nucleotide messenger RNA. RefSeq names its product probable serine/threonine-protein kinase DDB_G0282963. The transcript is spliced from 15 exons. Gene Ontology annotation, biological process: regulation of transcription by RNA polymerase II. Gene Ontology annotation, molecular function: RNA polymerase II cis-regulatory region sequence-specific DNA binding; DNA-binding transcription factor activity, RNA polymerase II-specific. The record is from RefSeq and is a predicted model, not a curated record. NCBI's taxonomy places the organism in Eukaryota, Metazoa, Arthropoda, Arachnida, Trombidiformes, Tetranychidae. The coding region runs from base 1650 to 5543 and encodes 1297 amino acids. Gene Ontology annotation, cellular component: nucleus.